This is a messenger RNA of Suricata suricatta (meerkat), 567 nucleotides long. RefSeq names its product secretoglobin family 3A member 1 (gene SCGB3A1). Lineage: Eukaryota; Metazoa; Chordata; Mammalia; Carnivora; Herpestidae. The transcript has 3 exons. Gene Ontology annotation, biological process: positive regulation of myoblast fusion. The coding region runs from base 16 to 441 and encodes 141 amino acids. The record is from RefSeq and is a predicted model, not a curated record.
GUGAGGACGGGGUAUAUGAACCAGAGCGAAGCCUGCCUCUGUUCCCAGAGCAGCCACUGCGCCCAGUCCGCCAUGAAGCUCGCGGCCGCCUUCCUGGUGCUCUGUGUGGCUCUGCUGAGCCGUCCUGCUGCCACUUUCUUCGUGGACACAGUGGCCAAGCCUGUGGCCUCAGCUCUGACCGACCUCAAUCCUGCUGUGGAGGCUGGGGCAGAGGCCCUGGCCGGGGCAGGAGACCUGGCUGAGACAGCCGCUAUGGCUGGGGCCGGGGCCAUGGCCAACCCCUUUCUCCAAGGUUUCAAAGCCCUGAAGUUCAUCCUGACCAUCCUGGGGUUCCCAGUGAAACAGCUCAUGGAGGAUUCCAGGAAGCCUGUGGCUGAGCUGGGCCCUGAGGCCAUGGGGGCCGUGAAGUCUCUGCUGGGGGCCCUCACGUACCUUGGCUGAGUGGAGACUGGAGGAUCUCUGCCUGGGGAUGAGGUGCUGCCAUCUGCAGGCUGGGGAUGGCCGCCUAGCCCUGAUCAGCCAAGCCUUCCUUUCCCUACUCUCCCAAUAAACAUGGAUAGGAGCGGC